CGCAGACGCCACUAAAGGCUGGACAGCUCUUGUACUCUAUCGGAAGAGUGAAACUAUGGUUGCAAGCGGGACGUCCUAUAGAUGUCGCCCGGUAGACCUUGGUCAAUUGCAUCAUGGAGGAAUACGCACGUGAACCAUGCCCAUGGAGAAUAGUGGACGAUUGUGGUGGAGCCUUCACCAUGGGUGCCAUUGGAGGAGCUGUCUUUCAGACUAUCAAGGGCUUCAGGAAUGCUCCCAGUGGCAUGAACAGGAGAUUUUUGGGAAGUCUGGCAGCAGUAAAGGAGAGGGCUCCAGUAAUAGGAGGAAAUUUUGCUGUCUGGGGUGGGAUGUUUUCAACAAUUGAUUGCACUUUGGUGCACCUCAGAAAGAAGGAGGAUCCCUGGAAUUCCAUCAUCAGUGGGGCUGCCACUGGAGGAAUUCUUGCUGCACGGAGUGGGCCUGCUGCAAUAGCUGGGAGUGCCUUCAUUGGAGGUGUCCUCUUGGCAUUGAUUGAAGGUGUGGGAAUCCUCUUUACCAGAUUAUCUGCUGAACAGUUUAAACCCAUCAAUCCUCAGAUGGAAGAUCCCUCACAGCUUGGACCUUCUCCACACAGUCCAUUUGGAGCUCAACAGCAUUACCAGUGACACUCAAUUAGUACUAGAUAGUCAAGUUUCCUUUCAUGGUCAUGUGAACCAGAAGUCACUUUUCUCUUGGAGCUGUCAGUUUCUGUUCAUUUUAAGAUGCAAGACCUCAUCCCGCCAAAGCUAUUUGGAUAGAAUGCAACUUUAGUUAAAUGCCAUUUCUUUGAUGAUAAAUUUUUUUGUUUGAAUUAA
This is a messenger RNA of Darwinula stevensoni, 812 nucleotides long. The record is from the annotation of a GenBank genome assembly. Lineage: Eukaryota; Metazoa; Arthropoda; Ostracoda; Podocopida; Darwinulidae.